AUGAAGAGAUGCAGACGUAAAUUUAUAGAGGCCGCUCAACGUUAUAAUGAAUUAUCGUACCGUUCAAUAGUGGAUGAAGGUGAACGCAUGACUGCUUUGAAAAAAGCAUUAAUUUGCACCGUCCUGGCUUCAGCGGGACAACAACGAUCACGCAUGUUAGCUGCUCUGUUCAAAGGUGAACGUUGCCAGCUAUUACCGGCUUAUUCAAUACUUGACAAAAUGUACCUUGAUCAUAUUAUACGACGUUCGAAACUGUACUGCAACCUCAUGUGGGCUAGCAGGCCAGUGCGUGCGGAGGAGCGGAAUGCUGCUGCAGGGUCGGUAAGCAAGGUGAAGGCGAUUACUACUCGCCUGAAGGAACACGUUCUUUCGCCGGACAAGGUACCGCUGGCGGCUGCCAGUGAGCUUUUGAGCUUUGGCGGCGAAUAUGAGGCGAUCUUCUUCGUCCUGGUGGCUGAAAAUGCUCGCCUUAGAGGACGCAUUGAGGAAUUAGGGAAAGGCGGUGGAUAUUUUUAUCCGCCACUUGCUUGGGCGGGGCACCCGCAACAACGUCAGCAAAAGCCAGUGGAAACAUGGUUUGAGGUUGUCUGUG
Molecule: messenger RNA, 592 nt
Organism: Glossina fuscipes
Lineage: Eukaryota; Metazoa; Arthropoda; Insecta; Diptera; Glossinidae
Product: COP9 signalosome complex subunit 4-like
Exons: 3
Cellular component (GO): COP9 signalosome; cytosol
Source: RefSeq, a predicted model, not a curated record